UUUAACUAAAAAUAAAUAAAAUAAAAAUCUAAACGGAGAUCGAAACGAAAUUAGGCAAGACGUUUGCACGAUGCACGACAAACUAUUGCACAUGUUGGCUACAAACGCAUUUCAGAAACAUUCGUGUAGUGCGAAUAUUAUAAACAGCACGUCGCACGUGCUAUUCUUAUGUAAAUAUUUCAUUUUGUGACAUAAUUAGAAAUGGAAAACUGGAUAAAAAUUACACUCGUCCUAUGUUUAUUUGGAACUUUGCGUGAGAUCCGGCCCUCAGAGCCUUUUGUUACUGAAUUCCUUCUCGGCGAGUGGCGUAAUAUUACCGAAGAUCAAUUAAAUCGCGAAGUUUAUCCGGUGGGAACUUAUUCAUAUUUGGCCCUUCUUGUUUUAAUAUUUUUGAUCACUGACUUCCUUAGGUUCAAGCCAGUUAUUAUUUUAUCAGGUCUAAGUGGUAUCUCAGUCUAUGCUGUGCUACUAUGGACUUCAAGCAUAGAAUGGCUCCAAGUCUCUCAAUUUUUGUACGGACUGUACAUGGCUACAGAAGUUGCUUAUUUAACUUACAUAUAUGCAAAGGUAGAUUCCGCGAAGUACCCUCUCGUUUCAUCUUGUACUCGGAUAGCGGCAUUGACGGGCCGUUUCCUGUCUGGAGCAAGUUCUCAGCUCCUGACUCAUUACGGACUGAUGAACUAUCGAGAUUUGAAUUACAUCACCUUUGCUGCUCAAAUUUUAGCAACGUUCUGGGCAUUUUGGCUGCCGCCUGUUCCUUAUGGAAUAUACUUCCACAGACGCUCAGUAGCCACUACCAUUCAGAUAGACGUAGGAACUAUGAACAUGGAAAAGCAGAAUCCGCAGCAUUCCGAGAAGCGUUCGUUCCGUAAAGACAUAACGGAUGCGGCGUAUCUCAUAGCGCGGCACGCACGCUCGGCCUACACUCGGCCUAAAGUUCUCGCGUGGUCUGCGCUGUACGCGGCCGCCAUGGCGCUGUUCGUGCAGGCGCAGACUUACGUGCAGCUACUUUGGAACCAGAUACAGAAGGAUGAUGAAGCACCGGUCGUGUAUAACGGCGCGGUGGAAGCCGUACAGACGCUGCUGGGCGCGCUGGGCGCGCUGGCGGCGGCGCACUGCGGCCGCGCCGCGCUGCCCGCGCCCGUGGCCGCCGUGCAGGGCGCGGCCGUGUUCGCGGGGACCUACGUGCCCGACGUGUUCGCGUCCUACGCGGGCUACGUCGUCAUGGGACUACUCUACCACUACACUAUUACGUUAGCCAGUGCAAAAAUUGCUGGUCAGCUCAGUGAUGACAGCUGUUUCGGUCUCAUAUUCGGUAUCAACACAUUGCUGGGUACGGGUCUACAGUCUCUCCUCACACUAAUUCUCAUUCAAACGCUCACUUUGCCGAUCACAGCACAGUACUUCACUCUCAGCGGCUUGUUCUUGGUCCUAGCGUCAAUUUGGAUGCUAGGCUGGAUAGUAAAUGUUUGUAAACAAACAAAAAGUAUUAAUGUUACAAAUCAGUAUUAAGUAUAUGUAGAAGAUUGUUCAUAACUUAGUUUCAUACUGAAGGAUCUGUUUUUUUUUUUUUUUUCUAUAGAAAUAGUGAGA
Vanessa tameamea is the source of this 1593-nucleotide messenger RNA. RefSeq names its product reduced folate transporter-like. Gene Ontology annotation, biological process: vitamin transport; transmembrane transport. The coding region runs from base 202 to 1512 and encodes 436 amino acids. Lineage: Eukaryota; Metazoa; Arthropoda; Insecta; Lepidoptera; Nymphalidae. The transcript has 7 exons. Gene Ontology annotation, molecular function: vitamin transmembrane transporter activity. The record is from RefSeq and is a predicted model, not a curated record. Gene Ontology annotation, cellular component: plasma membrane.